UUUGCUCGGCUGCCAUUCAUGAUGAAAUGCCGGUGAUGGCUCCCGUUGCGUGAUUACUCCUCGAUUAUCUCGACCCGGCUUCACGCCCCGCCCACCGACCGGCGAGACGGUGACAACAACAACAACGGAGACGAAGGAAGAAGAAGAAGAAGAAGAAGGAAAAGCACCUUUUGUUUCAAAAAUAAGCGAGAGCAGAAAAGGAGCUGCGAUGCUAUCGAUUCUCCAAGAGGCUUGUGCGGGAAAGGCGCGGCCGCUGCCUGCCUGGAGGAACGUGCGGUCGGAAACUUUCAGCCCGUUUGUCAGCAGCAGUCGUCUUCGACAUGUUCAAGCUAUUCUACGUUACAGCAGCAAAUCAAAAUCUGAUGGAAUUCUCUGCAUUCUGGGUAUUGAUAGCCGAUAUAAUGAGGGGUGCAGAGAAUUGGCAAACUAUCUACUCUUUGACCUAUAUAAUCUGACAAACAUUGAUUCUGAUGUGACUGACUUGCCAGAAGAAGUGCUUGAUGAUGUAAUUCUGCUAAUCAAGCCAGAGAGUGUUCAUCUGUACUGCAACCCUGUGAACUAUAACUAUCUUCUGCCUUAUGUAGCAUAUUGGAGAAACCUACACUUGCACUGUUUGACAGAAAAAGAAUAUGAAGAUGAAGAAGCAGCAGAGGAAUUCAAAAUUACCAGUUUUGUGGAUAUGGUGCGAGAUUGUUACCGCAUUAGAGUUCCAUAUAGCUUUCAGGGCCAUGUUCAGAAGUUUGAUAUGUUCAUUGUUGAGAAGUGGCCCAUUGUACAAGCAUUUGCGCUGGAAGGAAUUGGAGGAGGGGAGUUUUUUACAAUGAAACAUGAGUUAUUUGACGCUAGCGAGGAGCUGUGGCAGACUUAUAACAAAUUGGAUCCAGUCUCUCUGGAAGUCUUGAUUUCUGAGGAUUUGACAGCAUUUGACAGACAAUGGGCAAGCUUCUUUUCCAACUUUGACAUUGAGUCCUCUUCCUCAAUACUGGAUCUUUCCGAGGCACAGGCUGGAGAGCCACUUGCCUCCACAUAUACUACUUUUAGAUGGAAGAGCAGACAAAUGGGCUGCAAGCUACUCCAUGGCUUUCAACACCAAUGCUCUUCCAUGGAUCAACUAACUGGAGGCAUGAUGCCAUUUCGAACUUACUUUAGCCAUGGGUUGAUCACCAGUCAAAUUACAGAGAAAAGCACUGACCGGCAACCUUUCGUUCUUUUUGGUUGUCAUUCAACAAAAGAAAACUUAAACUCAUACAGCUUUACUUUUCCAUCUGAGGGUCACCUUGUUCGAAACACAAACAACAGAGGAGGCACUGCCAGACAUAUGGUUGUGCAGUGCACAUCUCCCAGAGGGCCUUUAGGAUGCUCAAGGACAUUCUUUUUUGGAAAUUCACAUGUACCUUAUAUGGGCAAAGACAACAAUCAACAGAAAAAUAAUGAACUCUUGGUGCUGCCACAAAUUUAUGUUGCUGUAGUAGAAGCAGUGCUGGCUAGCAUCCGAUGCUAUGUGGAAACUUCCAGCUUAAAAAUUGCCAAAGAAGUUGCAGAAGAGGUUUUCCUUUCAACAUUAGACUAUUAUAGUCUUACGCAGUACAAAACUGUCCUAAGAUCAAAUUUGUCUUUCCUUAUUCAAGCUGUGAAUAGCCGAGGGAGGAUCAUCUCAUUGGAUAACCACAUAAGCAAAUUCCUCAUUAAAACGGCAACCAUGACUGUGUAUGACAUUCCAGAUGUAACAGGAGGAAAAGGGACCAUAGGGUCCGUGGUGUUUUCUGAAUCGUUUUUGGAAUCAAAGUUGUUUCUCAAAGAAAAUGAUGGCACCAUGUCCACAGAUAGUAGCUAUGUAAUUCUCACAGCGACUGUUCCUCGAUAUGUGUCCUGGAUGGUUGAAGAUGCUGAGGUGAAACUUUCUGAAGAAGCACAACGAACAAUAAAGGCUGAAGAAAGUUUUUUGGGAAAUAUUCUUGCAAGUGGAGAUUCUGUCUACCUUUGUUCUGGUAGUUCAGCAUCCAGACCAGAAGAAGGUAAACUGUUUAUUUUGUCAGAAGGCAUCUUAUUUAUUCAUCCUCGCUCUGGCAGCAUGACCAUUCCGAAGAGCCACAUGGCUGCAUUGAAGUAUUAUGAUGGCAACUCCCCUGGUGUAGUUGCUGUACUUAUCAUUGAAUACAAGAAGACGCUGCUUCCACACCUGCCCAUUCAUUUACACACUGCGUCGAAUUCCUUGAUGUUUGCACUUAUGCCAAGAUCAAAAAUCUAUAGAUCCUUUUAUUGCCAGGUCAUGACUCCAUGGCAACAGGUGGGAGAAUCUGGCAUUACAAUGAAGAUGUGUCAGAGUAAUCAAUUAUCUGAGGAGGAAAAAAAGCUACACACUAAGCUGGAGAAACUUUUUGAGAUCCAAGCCAUACCUAAAGAUCAGCAAUGCAACCAUUUAAAAAGAGUCAGUGCUAACCUGCCAGAGCUUGGCAUGUUUUUACAGCAUUUUGCUGUGAGUAGUGCGAGUCAUGAACCAGUAAGAAGAUCUGAUCUGUCCAUAUUAUUACAACAAUCAAAGUUAUCCUCCACAAUCAGUGAAGACCAGAAUAAGAUGGUGAUCACUAUUAUUGCGGGACUUCCUGGUAGUUAUAAAGAAGAACUUUGUACCUAUAUUGUCAAUCUGAAUCAAGAACAUGGAAGGUGGUCAGUUUACCGUCAAAUGCCAGAUAACUGUGAGCUAUUCAAUGUUGGGCAAAUCCAUCGCUUUCUUUCAAAUGUACUUGAAGCACAACGGAAUCGGACCGUUCAUCAAUCUGUAUACUCUAGAAAGAAAAUGAGGCUGCUGAUUGUGACACCAGGGUACACAGACAUUAUUGAUGUUGUGCAGGCUAUCCAGAUGCAUCCCGACUCUGAAGUUCAGUCUGCAUUCGUCAUUGGUACCAUUGCUACCUGUAUUAACCCACAGUGCUCAACCAUGGAACACAGGUUAUUUUUCCCAAAACUUUUGGAUCAGUGCUCCCAAGGUUUGGUCAGUAAUGUUGUUUUUACAAGCUUGACAUCAGAGCAAAGACAUCCACUCUUGAUGCAUCUACAGAAGUUAAUUCGUGUAGCAAAUCCCAACGUUGGAUUCAUUCUUGCAGAAAAGGGAGCAGUGACCAGGAAUGCUGAUGUUGAAAUGAUUUUGUCUGAAACUAGUUUUUCAGAGCCUUCAAUGUUGAGAGCACGUUAUUUGAUGUUUCCUAGCUGGUGGAAUGGCAAAUUCAGAUCAGGUUCAGUUUUCCCACAAAUGACUCAGAUCUGUAUCAAAUUCAACCGUCCACUUGAAAAGGCCCGAUUUGUAACUAAGUGUAAAGCUUUGAAAAUCGCGCUGAAGUCAUUUCCUUUUGAUGGAAAUAUAUAUCACGUACGAGCGCAACUGAAAUUUUCAGAUUCUGAGAAAAAAUUUGAAAUUUAUCACAACACCCAGAUUAAUACGUUCAGCAUGGUCUCCUUACAAGAUAGCCCUUCACCACCUCCUUUACAAGGUGAUGGAAAGACCAAUGGGCGCAAGCUUGACAGCUUUGUUGUAUUCAUCGGUUGCAUGCUGAAAGAAGAGACUAUGAAAGAUUGGUUGCGACAGUGUGCAAGCCAGAAACUCCAGAAGAAACCUCUCAAGACACUUGACACCCUCACCAAACAAGAAAUAAAAAAUGUCCAUAUCAAACGACAUUUGGAGUUACCUCCACCUGGAUGGUUUUACAAUGGGAAUCAGUUUGUUAACUUCUUUGGUGAAAAGAGUGACUAUCACCCUCUAAUGGACACGUUCAUAGAAGAAUAUCUAUCAGAAGUCAACAAAGAGAUUGAGAAAUACAACCGUGAAAUUGAAAAACAAGAGUGUGUAGAUCUGUUUGAGCCAUAAUUCUGAUGACCACCUAAGUCCCAUGAUCUGACAUGCUUUGAAUUAGAUUGGGAUAACAGAUUACAGAUAAUGAACAAAUGCCUGAAAUGGAUUAGAACUGGUAACAAUGCAGAACUUGCAAAAUAAAAAUCAAGUACCAAACAUGUAAGAAUUUACUAAUAGUUAACCAUAUUCAAUUCAGAUGGAAUUGUAAUCAUUUCUCACUGUUGACUUAGUUAUUCCUAAUCAUGGGCGUUAGAACAGUAGUUACACAAAAUAUUUUAUUUGUUUACUGAGUCUACUUCAAUGCAAUUCCCAGCACGUGUUUAUUAACUGGACAAUUUGUAACAUGGAAAAUCUCCAAGCUUGACACUUUAUAAAUCUUCUAAGAUCCUGAAGUAGUUGCGUCCUGUUCCAGAUGUAUUGGAAGUAAGUGUAUUUGCUAUUUGUGAAAGGACACAUUUGUGACUUGUUGAAAUGUUAAGCAAAUAUACCUGCACAAGUUCACUACAGAGGAUAACCUUGUCAGAAUGAAAGCAAAAUUCUGCUAGAAAUUUGAAAUCUACACUGCUGGAGAAACUGAGCAAGUCUGGCAACAUCUAUGGAAAGAGAAACAGUGUUUAAUAUUUCAAGUUUGGUAUGUCUCUUCUUGAGUUCUGAAGAAGUCAUAUUGGACUUUUUAUCUCUGCCAAUAGCUGUUGACAAACUAGCUGAGUUCCUCCAGCACUUUGUGUUUGUUAAAUUAUGAUAGAACUUGUUACAAAUCAACAUGCAAGAAGAUUUUUAGUUUUAUAAGCAGCUCAUUCUACCAAACCAGUGACAGUCUAGAUUUAUCAUUUUCUUUUGUGCAGCAAGAUUUCAAUCUGCAUGUAAGCCCUAAAGUUUAUAUAUUUUUAAUUGUUUCACAAUUAGAAUAAUGAUUUGCUGCUUCAUUUUGUUAUGCUAUCGAAUUCGUCUAUGCAAUCUUGUUUAAAGACCCUUUACUAUAAAUUUGAUCUGUACCAGCAUUAGCGAAGUUAUGUGGGUGCAUAGUUGUGGUGUCUGACUGGAUGAAUGUGUAACAAUUGCUGGUGUAUGUGUAGAUUAAUUUCUCGUACUAAAUGUAAAUCCUACACCACAAAUAACAUGUUUGUACAUUAACAUAAUUACCCAUAAAGAAGGUAUAUUGACAUAGACUGUUAAGUUUGUGUGAAUUUGAAAAGUAGUUCACACCAAGAUAUAGUAUUUAUGCAUGCUUGUGCUUCCUUAAUUUCUCCUACCUCUCCCACCCCAUCAGCAUGUUCAGUCCAUCAUCAACCUAUGGAUGAACAUUAUUUGAUCUUUGCAGGGAAUGAUUGCCAGAUUUUCAGUGCUGGAUAGGAACCCACUUAUUCUUUUGAAUAUGCAGCCUUUUCCUUUGUUCAUUACUCCAAACUGUCUUUAACUAAUGAGAUUUCUGCAGUUAGAAAAGUAGGAGCCAUCUGUAAUUUUCUUAGUGGUAUCUUUUCAAUAAGUGAUUUUCUUUAUUUAUGUAAUGCUAGGUUAACCUGCAAAGCAGUGGAAGUAACGCUUUUGAAUCUUCUGUAUACGGAAAAAGAAAUCUGUAUUAGAAACUUUGGAGCAAAUGUGUUACUGAACAUUUGGAUUGGUGGAAUAACAAUAUUUGCCAAGUAAACUGAAGCAUUUGCUCUUCUGAUUUCUUUGUGUAAACAAAUAUUAGUGAUAGUAUAGAGAAUCAAACUUAUAGCCUCUGUAGUGGAAUAUUGUGUUCAGGUAAAUUUGUUUACUGGUUCUAAAUUUUCACUACUUAUGGAACAUUGUGAAGAACAACUUUAUUAUGCUGCACUUUGAACUUUAAGGCCUAUCUAAGUGAGUUUGACAGUUUGUGUAUCGCCUUGGUUCCUACAGUUUGGGCAUUCCUAAAAAUAAGACCUGGGUCUUCACUAAACAAACUUUCUAGCACCGGUGUGCAAAACACCUGAUAAUACACUUGAGUACGAAAGCUACUCAGCAGCUAAAUAAUGUUAACCAGAUUGUUUAGUGUACUUUUUCCUACAACAAUGUUUUAUUCAUCAAGGACUUGGCUCAACUGUACUGUUCUACAUUUUGAUUAUAACUAUACAAGAAGACAGACCUUUGGUUUUGUAUCCCAAGUCAAACAGCUGUCUUUUAUUAUGAGAAAGUAAUAUGAUAAAUAUAAAUGGUUUUCUUUAAGAAAGCAGUGCCAGCUCUGUGAAGUAGAAAACACAGUGCUGAGAUAUUACUCAGCGUAUUUAGUUAAAUGUACUUCCAUUUUAAGAUAAUGCAGGGCCUAAGAAUUGUAAAGAUGAAAACUCAUCUGUUUGGAUACCAAGUUUUCUUUUGUUCUGUAAAAUUAGCCACACAAGGAAUAAGUAACUUUAUACUCCAUUUGGAUAUAUAAAAGGAAAGGUAGGGUUUCCAGAAUUCAGUGUGCACCUGCUUUUGCAAGUUGUUCUUGGAUUCUUCUACCACUUAGCUAUGCAUGUAACUCGCCUUUAUGCAUGAAAAAUGAUGUAUGGUACAGAAGGGUAAAUUAACCAGUAGAUGCAUUCAAGGGGAACAGCUAUUGGUAAGUUGACAUGCUGCCAUUUACUUUUACAUACCAGUGGUGUGUAUGUAAAAUGCUCAGACUGGGCCACCAGUCAUCAAAUACCAUUGAUUUUCUUCCAGUGUGAAGACUUUUAAGCAUCACUUUAUCACAUUGAUGAAAAAACAGGGGGUUGAUAUAACCAAACUAAUAUGCUCCUUAAAUAUCUUGUUGACCCAAGAAUAUGCAAUUUGAGUGUUUCAUAAAUGUCAAAGUUGUGAUUUGAGGUGUGCAACGAGUAACUUGAUUCCAAAAUUCAUAACCUUAAAUUUGUAAUUGACUCGCUUUAUUCUAGAACAUGAUUUUCAUAUACUAGAUCAAAAUUGCUAGAAAAUUUUCCUUCAUGUCUUAAGUUGCAGUGUGACACAGUUCACUCAAUAGUGGUCAAAUUCUAAUGUGGGUGAAAAUUUCAUUUCAAUAACAAAAUUUGUAUUCCACUUGUGAUCAGUAUUAAAUUUUGGCUGAUGAGAUGGUUGCAUUACUGAUCGCCAAUACUUGCAGUCAACACCUCAGGUACUUUUCAUGUUUUGCUGUAGUCAUGGUUUGGUGAUUAGGAAAACAUUUACCUAUAUCACUAGAUAUAGAUGGAGCAGUGUAAUUGAAUUUAAAUGGAAAACUAAGUUGAAGGGACACUUUUUGACAACUUUAUAAAUCUAAUGAGUAAAUGGCAGUUAGACACAUUUAGCUGACAAAGCAAAUAAUAUCUGUAAUAGAAAAGUAGAAAACUAUAGAAAUGCUUUGGAGCCUUCCCCUCAAAGUAGUUUUUAAGCAGCUAUGCUGUGUGAUAACUUGGUAGGUCUGAGUGUUUGUUUACCAGUAUAACCUCACAACUAAUGUUAAGACUCUAGGACAGCAAAUAAAUAGUGUUUGUGUGUCCCAACAUAGAUUUGUGAUGGACGACAUGAACUGUUUUACAAUAAGUUGUUUAUAAUCUGAGACAGAAACAACAGUGCCUAAACAUUAUAUCAGCUUUGUAAUGUUUUAUAACUGAAGCUGUAUUUAAACUCCACAGUGAGCUGGUCUACAGCUAGCUGCUGAUCCUUUAUUUGGGGGUUAACUUUAAAUUAAGUUGUUAUACUGCACUGUAAUAAAGUCUCUUUCAAAGAUAUCAUGCUGUAAAGAGAAGCUAAACUUGUGCCCUGCAAUCAUAGAAGCAUGUGGCUACUUUAUAUUCAGCUACAAAGAAAAUUGUCCUGUCGUAUUACAGGGCUUUGCAAAUGUCGUCCAUCAUAAUUUAUGAUUAAGUUAAGCUAAUUUAAUAUUAGUAAGAUGAAGUUCGUUUUGGCUACAUUAAAAUGUUAGUUUAACAUCAGUAACUUCUGUGAUUAUAGAGCCAGGAAUAUGCUUAAUAUAGAUGUGGCCAGCCAUUGUAUUUGUAUUGCACAUCAAAAAUAAUCGAUUCACUGUGAAAUUGAUCUAGUGUGGCAUCCAGAUGGCCUUAGCCCUUUCGCCAGUUAAUCCUCUGCCAUUGGAUCCUCAAAAAUUCUGUCAGUCUUAUUGAUGUUAGUUUGGGCUGUACUGAUUUUGGCAGGUAUUUUGCUGCUCUAUUACCCUGGAUUAAAUGAAAAUAAAAUGUUAGAGAAUAUUAUACAGUCAUAAUUUCAUACACUGCUAGAAGUACAAGUUAUUUAAUUGUAAGCUAUACAACUGGUGACUCAUUAAUUCACUAGUUACAAAAGAAUCUGGAAUAUAACUUCUGGCUUUUGGGAAAAGCAACAAGUUGUGUAUGUUUCAUCAGAUCAAAUAGCAGUAUAUGGUAUAGUUACAUUUGCAAGUUCAACUCAGAAUAUGCGAAACCCUUAUUUUGAAUUUAUUUGUAUGAUUGCCUUCAUGCCAAAAUGUCAGCAGGUGCUUGGUACAAAUCAUAGUGAUGGCUUAUUUGAAAUCCCAUUUAGGUUUAUUUAAGAACUUGAAGGACUUUGUUUUUUGAUGUUUUAGGGAAAAUUAAUAGAAAAUAAAUUGUGUUGAUUUAGAAUCUUUGAUGGAAUACAAUGGUUUUACAAAGCACAAUAAUAAUUAAAAUUUUUGGCCUACACAUCUUUUGGGUAACAAUUCUACAGUGGUUUAUAAGUGAUUAUUUGGUGUUUCUGCCAUUUAACUGGAUCAGGACCUACAAGUUUAAAAGUAACUGUACUGAAGUGAUUCUUCAGGUAAAUGGUAAGGCAGUCACAUUAAGAUGCUUUGGGUUUCUAAAGGCCUUCUGUUAAUGUUGAUCUUUUGAGCCCUGUUAAGAAUGGUGUUGGUGAAAGGGGUUUGGUAUCAAACUAACAGGAGUAUUGCAAAACUGAAAUCUGAAUGCUAGGCAGUUGUUUUGAUGUUAAACUAUUAGCCGGCCUUUACAAAGUAUGCUUGCAUCAUUAUUGUUGGGAGAGUGUUUUGUGCUGGUCGCUGAAGUUAUGGAUCGUACAUUCUUUGAAAAGGAACACAGCAGCUUGAAUUAGCUUACAUUCCCUGGUCUACUUGACUCAAGGGUUAAUUUAAGUUCUAGUUUGUGUUCCCAUUUGGAAUUCUAAUAGUAUUUGCACAUAGAGUUCAGUUAACGAAUUGGUAUUGGAAAAAGGGAACAAUUUUAUUUGUUUGAUAACAAUGACUUUACUGUGAUUUGCUACAACGUAUGAUGUAAUUUUAAACAUCAGGUCAUUAGCAAAAUAAUUUACCUCAUAAAUUGAAGCUAUAACAUAAAUUUUUAGACAAUUACUUGCUGAAUUUUUUCAAGCAAAAUUCUUCAGAUUAAUGAAGAGUGAAUUCAGGAAUUUAUUUGUUUGGCUUGAAAGCGUGCCAAAUUUGUCGUUUUGAUACUAACUUUAACCACUUUAGCUUGUGUUUUGGAAGGGGGAGAAUAUCUAUAAAUUAAAACGUUUGAAUUGUAUUUGCACAAAACUACUGUAACUUCAGUUAAACUGGUUUUGCGAGUGACUGAAGCUUUUUUGCAUAUCUUGUAUUUAUUACACUGCAAAUGAUAUAAUUAAUCCAACAAAGUGUAUAGAAUAAUUAUUAGUUUUACUGUUUAUUUUUGUAUUUGUUGGCACAUUUUUACCUGUAGUUGUGAUGUUUUGCAAUUUUUACAUAAGUAAUUUUCAGCAAUUGCGUUUAAACUUCAAUAAAGUUUAUAUGUUUCACCAA
Molecule: messenger RNA, 9551 nt
Organism: Chiloscyllium plagiosum (whitespotted bambooshark)
Lineage: Eukaryota; Metazoa; Chordata; Chondrichthyes; Orectolobiformes; Hemiscylliidae
Gene: dnaaf9
Product: dynein axonemal assembly factor 9
Source: RefSeq, a predicted model, not a curated record